Aspergillus melleus is the source of this 1994-nucleotide messenger RNA. Its product is annotated as Zn(II)2Cys6 transcription factor. Gene Ontology annotation, biological process: DNA-templated transcription; positive regulation of transcription by RNA polymerase II. The record is from RefSeq and is a predicted model, not a curated record. Gene Ontology annotation, molecular function: sequence-specific DNA binding; zinc ion binding; DNA-binding transcription factor activity, RNA polymerase II-specific. Bases 6 to 1994 code for a protein of 662 amino acids. Lineage: Eukaryota; Fungi; Ascomycota; Eurotiomycetes; Eurotiales; Aspergillaceae. The transcript has 2 exons.
CGAAAAUGAGCGAAGAUUCUCCCAGGUCUCUAGCUCGGCGCCAUCGGCGCGGAUUGACGCGUAGCGCUGCAGCCUGCCAGCGCUGUAGGAGGCGAAAGCAAAAGUGUGACGGCAAGGCCCCGAUAUGCAGUCCCUGCGCAUCGGUGGGUGCCGAAUGUAUUCCGUCAGAGCGCUUGGUGGUCCAGCAGGUCAGCGAUACUCGCGAAUGUGACGCGCUUCGGGCGCGUUUAAAUGCACUGCAGUAUCGCUACGAUGACCUGCUUCGAGAAUUCGAGCAGAUGCGUAUGCAGCACAGCACUGUCUCUGAUCCACCAAUCUUGGCACCGAACACAUUGAGCAAUAACAAUGGCUACGUCGAUAUUAGACCACAUAUCAAUGGUCACUCGCCCGUAGGGUUGGAUUCCCGAUCAUCUAGCCGCAUUCUUCGGCCCACCUUCUCCCAGCGAGCUCAAGCAAAGGGCAUGAAUCGAAGUGCCCUUAGUAGUGCAUGGGAGCUGUGGGGAGAUGAUAUGACACCCGUAAAUGCCACAUCACAAGCGGUCAACCUGCCAGAACUCGAUCGAGCUGCAUACGAGGACCUCGUGGAUGUCUUCUUCACCUAUAGAUUCCCUUACCUACCAGUGCUUCACCGACAAAGCUUUGUCGGUAAGCAUUUAUCUCCGUUCCUUGGAGGUUCCAACGUUAGCCCUGUGUCCACAUUCAUGGUCAACAUCGUUUGCGCCAUUGCAGCAGCCGAAAGGUCCGGUGUCAGGCCAGGUCAUAAUCAAAUUCAUCGACUGUUUUUCGAAGCAGCAGUCAAACAUCUGUCCGUCAUCAUGUCAACCGACGACUUUGAUUGCAUCCAGUGCCUACUGCUUCUCUGCAUGUAUGGCCAUAACGAGCCGCAGUCCGUCAACAUGUGGUAUACCAUCGGCAUGGCACUUCAGUUGGCUAUCGGAAUCGACCUUCAUCGCAAAGAGAGUUUGUCUGGUCUAGACAGUCUGCACGCGGAAAUGGUUAAACGUGUGUUUUGGAGCACAUAUGUGAUGAACUGCAGCAUGGCCAUCAACAUGGGCCGACCGUUGGGGAUACAAGAAUCCGAUAUCACGACUCCACUGCCGCUCCAAUUGACUGACGACCAGUUGAACCUCCCCCAAGCAGUUUCUAAACCGAUAGAGACCUUGAUACCACAGACAACUGACACGUCGACAUUCAUCCAUAUCAUCAAACUGCGCCGUCUGAACGCAGCUAUUUACCAAGAAUUCCAUUCAUCUGGCAGCGCUACUACCCAGCAAGAGGAGCUCCGCAAGCGCCGGGACUCGUACUUUUCAGAGCUCAAUCACUGGUUGAUCACGGCGCCCAGAUACAUCGGUACUGCGUGCACCUUUCAGUCCAUGGAAUGGUUCCAGAUCGCCUUCCAUCACGCCGUCUUAUUUCUCUACCGACCCUCCCGCGCUGCUCCCAUGCCUUCAUCCAGCGACCUGCGGGUGUGCACCGAGUCUGCAAUCGGCUUGAUCAGCUCAUACAGUUCGCUCUACGCGAGGAACAAAAUUAAAUAUACAUUUGUUGCUAUCCACUCGCUGUUCAUGGCAGCGGUCACCAUGCUCUACGCCUUGCGAGCCUCUCCCCCACUUCGACAGGAACUCACCAAGCCUGUCGUACAAACUAACGUUCUUACAUUCCUGACCUUGUUCCGGGGAAUAUCCAACGGUCGGGUAGUUGGCGAAAAAUGCUCCAACAUUGUCGAACGACUGGGAAAUGCGAUUCUCACUCUGUUUGACGAUGUAUCAGCUUCUGAUAUUGUCAUGGAUACCGAAGUGGACACCGAGUUUCAGUCAUGGUUCGGCCUUCAGACUCAUACAGCAGCGCCUUCAGUGACGCAUCCAGCACCCAGCGAAGAUGCUCAUGGCGUAUCUCCGCAUUUCCCUGAUGUCCGGGUCGACAUCCCAUGGUCUGAUUUGUUUAUCGAGGGGAUUGAUAUUGGAUCUACAAAUUUCUGGAAUAUUUUGUCCUAG